GAGGUACAUACAACUGAUGCACUUAGGCUUUGAAAUUCGGAGAGAAGGCAUCGUAUUAAUAUUUAAUCCAAGACGAAACGACGCACCAAUCACCACUUUUCGACAGCAUCGCUCGAUGUUGCGCACCUCAUCCGACGCAACAAACGCUCACUGCGAUUCCGACCUGACUUGAACAAACCGACAAACACUGCUUUCUGCGUUGCAGAGCAGAGAGAAUGAUCGCGUGGUCUUCAUACUUUCAACUUCCCAUCACGAUAGGUCCCAAUGGAUGAUAGGAAAAACGCCGUCCAGCCUACCCGGGCCAAGGCUCGCCGGGUUCCCGCGGACGGCAUCAUUGGACGCUUAACGUAUACCCCAGCCCAAGGCGACGAGUGCAUCGGCCAGAUAGGGAGAAACCUGGCAAAGGAUGAGACCUCUCACUUUAAACAAAUAACGCCAUUCACGCAAUGGUGUGCUCCCGCGAAGGCUCCAACCUCGCCACUCGGUGACUUGGGCCCUGCCCAGGUUGCGAGAUCGCAAAAGUACUGGUUGUCCGAACAUCUCCCCGAGGCUGCCGUGAAUGAUGAGGCCAUCGAGUCCCUCCUUCUGGAGGAGAUCGCCUCGUCCCAAACGAACGCAGAACCUGCACUAGACGAGAGAACACCACUGUUCUCCGUUGGAGAAGUGGCCGACUUGCGACAGGGCGACUCGGCAAAAAGCCACCCGGUGUUAGCCGUUGCUUCCGGCGUCUCUGGAAAUAUCCUACGCCUGAUCAGUCUCGCCCGUGAGGAAUGGACCUGGACCGCGGCGGAUAUCAAAGUGCCCCUUCAUGUUGCCGACACCAAGCUCGAGGGGGAGUGGCGCCAGGACGGCGGCCCAAUCUCCUUGGUCAAGUUUGCCCUCGACCCAAGGAGAUACGACCCUAUCAGAUGGCUACUCGUCUCCAAUGGUACAUCGACCACCGUGUAUGAGCCCGAGCUCCGGAUGAUACCCAUGCCGGUUGUCAGGGCCUCGAUACGGCCCUCCGGGCAACCCGUCGGUAGCCAAAUCUUUGCCGAUCCGCUCUUCACCAUAUCCUGUGAGCGCACCGGCGGGAGCUUGCAGGCGGAUGUCUGCUUCGUUCGGCAUCCUGAAGAGGACACACCUCGGAUAGCCACCAUUGACCAGGCUGGAUACUGGAGUCUAUGGGAGAUCACAGGUCGCCGGAACAGGCCGAAGAAUCUAACACCAGUCAUGAGGAUGUGCGGGAAUAUCGUAUCGGGAUUCAUCCCGAAGCUGCCUUCGAACUCCAUGGCGGAGCCGCAACCACACAAGCUCUUGUGGUUGUCCUUUGGGCAAAAAUAUCGCAGGCCGCCCAGACGCUCGGUGAGCCGCGCGAGAAGCCCGCCCGAACAAUCCCGCACCGAGCCCGAACCACAGCCCCCGCGACGACUCCUCUUGCUAUGCGGCCCCCAAAACUUGCAUCUAUUCGACCUCGGUACCCGAAAGAUGCAUCCCGUCUCCCACUUAGUGUUGCAAAAGGACAGGCAUCGCAUCCUCGACGUAGCCCCCUCACGACUAGACCCUGCACAAGCAUUCAUUCUCACCACCGUCAACCUUCUCUGGGUGACGGUGAAAGAGGGCAAAAACGACACAUUAACCCUCGACGUCCUCAUAUCUUGUCCGCACCAGAAGGACGUCAGCGAUCCAACCCUCCGCCUGGACGUCUCGCCUGGCGCCUACAUCAAUGAUUUCAUGGCCUGCUUCGCCUGUGUCCGCUCCACCAAGAACACCGAGAUGACCGUGUUCUGGUUCAUCAACCCGGAACCGGGCACGCCCGUCCGGUACCACCGCGACCUCGUCUCGCUCCAGAGCCCGUCCAACUUUGUCGGCCUGGGCAUCCUCCCCGCCGGCCGCCGGAUGGGCAGCGACGAGCCCACGUCGGAGGCGGGCCGCGCGAUGCGGAGGGCGCGGCUGCGCUUCUUUCAGCUUUUGACCCUCGGCCAGAACCUGGAUGUGCACAGCGCGCUGUGUGCUUGGUCCAGCGAGGCGGCGCUGUCUCUUUUGCCGCCCGAUACGAAGGAGACGCUUGAGACGGGCGGCAAUAGGCGGCUUAGACUGUUGCAGGAUUUGACGGAUGCGUUUGCGGUGCCGGACGAGUUUGAUGAGCGUGCCGUGUUUGGCAAAAAGGGGGUCGAGUCUUUGGCGCUGGAGAAGUUGAAGGCAGGUAUCCAGCUGCGUGUCGAUUUCAGGCUCCUUGCCCAGCGGUUGUCUGCCGUAGAGCCGGCCACUAUGGGUCGCGAUGGGAUGUCGUCUCAGAUAGGCGGGGUGGACUUUGGGUUUAUCGGGGACGCGAUGGAGCGGGGAAAGGAAGACGACUAUGUGCCUCGACAUUCAUUGCUGGAUCUGGCAGUAUCCCGAGGGGCAGGUGUCGACCUCAUUCACUUGGCCCGCGAAUGGGAUGCUCAGCAGGAAGCGUUGCACCGACACGCCGGCGAGUGGCUUUUCGUGCCAGAGGCACGUCGUCCGCUCAUCGAUUUCGGACCCGACGACCUCGUCGAUAAAUUACGAGACCUGUUUCUCGGACCCAACGGGGAAGAAGGCCCUCGCCGUCAAAACCGGGAGGAAGUUUUGCAGAACAUGGCAGCCGAGAUGUUCCUUAGCAACAUCGGCGUCUCGGCGCUACCUCGAUCUUGGACAGCCACCGAGAGCCAACUCUCGAGCUCUUUACCCUUCCCCAGCUCACCUUCUAUUAUGCCCUCCCAGCCGCCACUUCCGAGCUUCGUCAAGGGAAAGGGGAAAGAAAAAGUCAAAGCCGAACUAUCAGAGGAAGAAGGUGACGCCGUGGUUCUCCGCCUGCGCAAGUACGCCACGCUGGACACCUCCCCAACCACGCACGGCGAGCCCGUCCUCGCCCUCUCGCGCUGGGACCUGGGCGCCGACCCUGACGACAUCACCUGGAAACCCGGGCAGGACCUUGAAGCUAAGGAUGCCCUCAAUCGCCGGCGGCGCAAGAUGGAGGCGCGCCGGCGAAAGGCGGAGCGGCUGUCGCAGCGCAUCUUUGGCGACGAUUCCAUGAUGCUGGAUUCGUCCUCGCAGUCCUUGGGCGGCUUGUCUUCGCAGCCGUUUCCAACGAUUCUUUCGACGGGGCCGAGCGGCAGUAGCCAGCGCCAGAGUCAGAGUCACAGUCAGAGUCAGGCCCAGAUCCAGCAGACUCCAGGACGGGCGUGGGAUUUCUCGUCACAGCAGCAGCAGCAGCAGACGGGGGCGUUCGGGUCGCCGAGGGUGUUUGCUGGCUCACCCCUGAGGAAGGAGUAUCGGCGGGAUUCGGGAAUGGCGAGAGGGGGGAUCUUCUCGUCGCAGCUGGCACAGCCGGAGCAGGGCGGCCCGUCGCAGGGCACGCCGUCGCAGCCCAGGUCGCAGGUGCUACCGGGCUUGUUUGGGGCGCGGCCGUCGUUUUCGCCGUUUAAGAGGAGCCCGUUGAAGAAGAUGAAGAGGAAGAGUGAGUUAAGGUUGAGUGGGUUUCGGUAGGGUGGUUGUGGGUGGUGGUUGAGAAGGAGAGUGGGACCAGAUAUGUACAUCUGUAGGAGAUGAGGUGUGCUAGCUCUCCUUUAAGGAAGCAAUCUAUAAUAUAUAAUCCUUUUGAAGCGGCCUUUGCUUAUCCUGUGAAACUACUAUCAAAUUCUCCGGCGCAAUAUGUGGUACGUCGACUCUGGGUUGCAUGGCUUUUCGC
Molecule: messenger RNA, 3691 nt
Organism: Chaetomium fimeti
Lineage: Eukaryota; Fungi; Ascomycota; Sordariomycetes; Sordariales; Chaetomiaceae
Product: RNA polymerase I-specific transcription-initiation factor-domain-containing protein
Exons: 3
Coding region: 265-3489 (1074 amino acids)
Biological process (GO): nucleolar large rRNA transcription by RNA polymerase I
Cellular component (GO): RNA polymerase I core factor complex
Molecular function (GO): RNA polymerase I general transcription initiation factor binding; RNA polymerase I transcription regulatory region sequence-specific DNA binding
Source: RefSeq, a predicted model, not a curated record